UAUAUAAGUUUCCUUACCGAUCUCUAGCAGGCUGGCUUCUGACAGUGCUGGACAUUUAUACACCUCGGUGACCUUGACAUAGAUAAAAUCAUUUAUAUCCACAAUGACAGCCUGUUUUAUUGCCGGGAUUGUGCUGUUGGGAUGUGUGUUCCUUCAAGGUGUGACGGCACGCAGUGCUAACCUCCGCACCGUCAAUACCGAUUACCACUUCUCCACAUGGACGAAAGGAGUGGCGAUUCCUUAUUGUCUGGAUUCGACCUUUUUGCAGAACGAGGUCGAUGCGUUCAACAAGGCCCUCGCCAACAUUACCGCUACUAUCGGCAGCUGUAUGACCUGGACCCCCGUAGCCUGCAGUGCCACAACAUUUAAGAACCACUUCAUGCCCUUAACGGAUGGUACGACCCCGUCGUUCGCUUAUCCAGGAAAGAAUUUAGAUCUGGCCAAUUACACAAAGUCGGGAGUAUACGAGCAGGUUGUCGGAUUACAGCGUUCCGAUAGUACAAUGUGUUCCACGGAUUAUCGUUGUAUCAUGAAAUGGUUGGCUGUUACAAUGACCUUGCGCAUGGAACACCAACGCUACGAUCGCGACCCGUACAUCACCGUAAUAACGGCCAACUUGCGCGUUCCGUCAGCGUACACCAAGUAUCUCGCAAACGGAGAAGCCUACUGGGGAUUGUAUCCCGUAUACGACUACUGCAGUAUCACGCAUAAUCAAGAUACCGACUACGCCGUAGCCGGCACCAAAGCCUUCACCGUCUCCCAGGCCCCCUACUGCAUCCCCAAGCUGCCGACAAUCAGCAAAUACGACUGCUAUUAUCUUACCAAAAAUUAUCAAUGCCCGUCAGCCGUCUGUGACAGUCUUCCCGACUGUGCGAGCCAGACCUGCCAGCCGGCGACAACCACUCCCACCACAACACCAACAACACCCACAACGCCCACCACGCCCACCACCCCCACGACCCCCACUACCCCCACCACGCCUACCACGCCUACAACGCCCACAACCACGCCCACCAGCACCACCACGGGUUCAACGACCACCUCCACGUCCACCACGUCGACCACCACCACGACCACACCUACCACCACAACAACCACCACCACCACCACAACCACCGCGCCCGUGUGCAUCGACUUUUGCCUGGACACGACCAACAUUGACGAAGCGUCCAAACUCUAUAAUGGAAACUACUACAUGUUUUCCGGAAACUGCAUGGUACAAAUCGAUACCAGCAACAAAUUGGUUGGCCGUUCAGUGCAGAUCAACACACUCCUUCCCGGUGUCACCGGACCGGUGAAGUCGGUGUGGACGGAUAAGUACGGGACCACGUUCGUUAUCACCGGCACGGCUCAAUAUCAAUGCCUCGGUACCCCGGUCAACUGCAUCACCCUCCCGAUUGUGGACACGGCUUUUCCCCGUACGGAUUUCUUAGGAACCUUCUUUAGCUUGACCUCGGCCGCCCCGACCACUACCUAUCAGAACGAUGCGCAGAAUGCCGUGGUCCCCAUCUCCCUUGGUGUUAAUUGCCAGUACACCGGCACGUGUGUGGUGGAUCCGGCGACAUGGAGUGCCAUGUAUACUCUUGCUAUAUCACCCACGUUUGGCAUAAUGUACGUCAUCGGUAAGAGUCCGGCCACGCCGGGACCGGUGCAGCGGGCCAUGAUGACCUUAAUGCAGGCGGACGUAAUAACUCCGGCCAACGCCGGCGCCGGUACCAGCAACAAUUUGGCUACGGUCGGCAAUGAUGGUGUCCUGCUUAGUACCGUCCUGGGUUGUCCUAAUGCGGGGGCAGGAUAAACUGCACCUUCACAGCCAAUACGUCAAAAGCUAUAAUUUGUCGCCUUGGGAUGGGAAAAACAAGUCUUUUCGACUGUUUGGCUUGAUCUACUUUUUUACUACUUGAUCAUGUUUGCUGGAGUGUUUUCUGCACAGACGUGUCGCUUUCCUAAUGUAAGAAAAGCUGGAGUAUAAGGAGCAGUGCUUUAAAUUUUCCGAUUCUUACA
This is a messenger RNA of Paramacrobiotus metropolitanus, 2004 nucleotides long. RefSeq lists its product as uncharacterized. The transcript is spliced from 12 exons. Gene Ontology annotation, biological process: proteolysis. NCBI's taxonomy places the organism in Eukaryota, Metazoa, Tardigrada, Eutardigrada, Parachela, Macrobiotidae. Bases 104 to 1798 code for a protein of 564 amino acids. Gene Ontology annotation, molecular function: metalloendopeptidase activity. The record is from RefSeq and is a predicted model, not a curated record.